CAUACACCUACCUUUAUUUACUAAUAUUGUGCAACUCAGUGACCAAUCCUUAAAUUAUAAUGCCAUAAAAUGUCCCUAAACCGCAUCUCUUUCCUUGAAGGAUGGGAGCGCAACCCCGCGGCCUUUCUCGGCCACCCCGAAUCGGAGGAUUCGGAUCCGGACUCCUACCAAGAUCUGCCCGAGGGAUCCGUGUCAUCUUCAUUUCCCUCCACAUACAGCAGACUGAAUUUCAACCCGUAUGCGGGGCCAGGCUGGAAUGAGAGCCCAGAGGAUCCACACGACGAUCGAUCCUCGUUUUUCGGGCCCUCGUUUCUGGGUCUCUCUCCGGCGACUACCCGUGAGGAACGUGCGGGUUCGGGUUCAGCGCAGGGACUGGGAUCUACAGGGCGGACUGAGCACGAGGAUUCAGGGACCACCGUUGCUCGGACGCCGCCUUGUGCGGAUACUACCGGUGCUUAUGAAGUGAGCGCUGCUAGGAGGAUUGCCCAGGUCUUCACGGCAGUUGUAUACUGCUUUCUGGCUGCUGGAGUUGUUUUCGGCUUUGCAGCUCUCAAGCCCAUCCUUAUUCGAGAGAAAGUAUAUCGCAACCUCUGCUCCCAGGCUGAGCUUGAGGAAGAUGUCGAUGUGUGCUUUGGGCAGGAGAUCCGGCUAAACCUGAUGUUCACCAUUGCCGCUGUAGUAACCAAUGUCUCAGCCCUACCCGUAGGAACAAUCCUAGACGCGUAUGGACCACGAGUUUGUGGGAUCAUCGGCAGUAUCUGUCUCGCCAUAGGAGCAGUACUCUUCGGGACAGCCAGCAAGCUUCCAUUCGAUGGGUACAUCCCAGGUUACUUAUUCCUAGCACUGGGAGGACCAUUCGUAUUCAUUUCAUCCUUCCAGCUAUCAAACACGUUCCCCACACGAUCCGGCCUGAUCCUAUCAAUGCUGACAGGCGCCUUCGAUGCCUCGAGUGCUCUAUUCCUGCUUUUCAGACUGUUAAGCGAACACACUCAUGGCCUCGUAUCAACCAACAAUUUCUUCGCGGUGUACCUCAUCGUACCGGUAUUCAUCAUCGCAGCACAGAUCUUCAUAAUGCCACCAACAUCCUACAAAACCGCCGGCGAGCUCGUACAACAAGCCAAAGCGCACGUCGCAGACGAGAUACACGAUCGCAUAGAUGACACGGCUGACGACCGUACCGAGGGCGAGCGCCAGCGUAUGCACAGACGACUCCAUCGCCAAAGCAUCGUCAGCCACAUCCAAGAUCUACUAGAUGACGGCACAGCCUCCGUGAUAUCCGGCCAUACGAUCAACGACGCCGUCUUCCACACCAACAUCGACACCUCGCUCGAUAUCAAUACCACCAGAGGAACCCACGGUACUACAACACCACACCCCCACACACCCCAACAACAACCAACGACCCCCAACCCGACACCAGGCGGGAUUUGGGGCGUUCUCCACGGCCGCAGCGCACUAUACCAACUACGCACACCCUGGUUCACGCUAAUAACAGCCUUCACUGUUCUAAUGAUGCUACGAAUAAACUACUUCGUCGCAACGCUACGCUCACAAUACACCUACCUGCUCUCCGCAGAGACAGCCGCACAAAUAAACACAAUAUUCGACAUCCUCCUACCCGUCGGCGGACUUGUCUCUGUCCCGUUUAUCGGCACAUUCCUCGACAUAUUCCAGACACGCACUGUGCUCUUGAUCCUCGUCGUGUCGGCAACCGUCAUCGGCGUGCUGGGCUGUAUACCGCAUCCAGCAGCUGCAUAUGGGAAUAUCAUUUUGUUCGUGUUGUACCGACCGUUCUAUUACACCGCUGUAUCGGACUACGCGGCUAAAGUGUUUGGGUUUGCGACGUUUGGGAAGGUGUACGGGCUCAUUAUCUGUCUUGCUGGUGUUGGGAAUUUUGCGCAGGCGGGACUUGAUGCGCUUACGUUGAAGAUUUGGAGGGGGAAUCCUGUGCCUGUUAAUGUUGGGCUUACGGUGUUGGUUGCUGGGGUUGGCGGUGGGCUUGUUGGGUUUGUUGCUUAUCAGACGGGUGUUUUGGGGAGGAGGAGGAGGGGUGAUGGUGAUCAGUAUCAAGAUGUUAGGGAGAGAGAGCCGUUGUUGAGGAAUGAUGCACCCGACAGACGGUAUGGGGCUUGA
Penicillium samsonianum is the source of this 2133-nucleotide messenger RNA. Its product is annotated as putative MFS transporter Fmp42. The record is from RefSeq and is a predicted model, not a curated record. Gene Ontology annotation, biological process: transmembrane transport. Bases 70 to 2133 code for a protein of 687 amino acids. Gene Ontology annotation, molecular function: transmembrane transporter activity. Lineage: Eukaryota; Fungi; Ascomycota; Eurotiomycetes; Eurotiales; Aspergillaceae. The transcript has 3 exons. Gene Ontology annotation, cellular component: fungal-type vacuole membrane.